Molecule: messenger RNA, 1316 nt
Organism: Daphnia pulicaria
Lineage: Eukaryota; Metazoa; Arthropoda; Branchiopoda; Diplostraca; Daphniidae
Exons: 4
Coding region: 288-1181 (297 amino acids)
Source: RefSeq, a predicted model, not a curated record
UCUAGAUGAUGGGGUGUGCUAUGUUCCACACGUCUCCGGGGAAUUAAACAAAAUUCACCCGAGGCACGAGUCAACACGUGUUGGUUUCCGUUUGAAAAAAGUUGGAACAGCAGCUCUUGCAUUCGUUGAUUCAGUCUCUGUUCGACUGUUGGUCUUGGUGGCAUAGUAUCUGAGACUGAUACUCUUUCUAGUUAUUCACCAAGUCAAACUGCAUUGUUGAUUUCAUACAAAAAAAUUAACGUCCGUCUAUAAGAAUUUAAAUUGUUUUGGCUGUUAAAAAAAACGAGAUGGAUAGCAACGAUAACCACGUUAUUCAAGGACUGGAAGCUCUUUUGGGAAGUGAAGAUUUGAAUGAGGUUUCUCCAGUUUCUCACAGCAAAAGUUUUGAAGAAAUGAGAACUAGAUUCAGAGAUAGUUUUAGCUUGGAUCAAUCAAAAGAUUCCGGAAUCACUUUUUCUAACCUGAGUUUUAGACACCUGCCAAGUGUAAAUACAUCUAUUCAAAAUCAAUCUAUGGAAUCAGGCUAUUCUUGUGAACUCUAUGAUACUCCUUUUAGCUUCAAGCCAGCUGUUAAUGUAUCUUUUGAUGGGUGCUACAUUGAAGAUGACUUUACGCCUGUGACUGAAGAUCUUGUAUCUAGGUUUCAAGAUUCACGAUGGAGUGCAAAACCUAAAACUGGAAUUCUCUCAAGUGCAGUCAGUCAUGGUGGAGAUCUCAAAAGUAAGCCCAAUCCAUCACCAGCACUAACUAUUAAAGAGGCUUAUGCAAUGGUGAAGUACACACAUGUGAUGAGGAAGUGUUGGGAUAACAUUUGCUGCAUAAGGAAACUUCGCACUGAGCUCACUCAAAAGCCAAUGGAUCUGGAACUUUAUCCUGUAGAAUGGAAUCUCAUAUGUUUACUUGAUGCCUUCAAAAAUGAAACUAUAGAAUUGACCAAAGACUUAAGUGACUCAAAGCUUGCUUCAUUGCUACAUGAAAUUCAGAACUCAUUGGAGCUUGUCUACACAAACACUGGGUGCAAUGCAAAGGACUGGGAUAUGUUGAAGCAACUUCAAAAAUUGACUAGUAAUUUAUUUGUGGCUCUCUAUUCUCAAUGCCUUCUACAGAAUUCGAUGUCAACCCCGGCUGAAGACAAAUUUCGUUCCGAAAAACGUUUUCAGAUUUGGAACAGUUUAGCGUGAAAUUUCCCCGUUUUUCUCAAAUUCCUUCAGAAUCGUUUCCCUGUUGUGUGAUUGGAAGCAUAACUUUUUUGCUAUCCCUAUCCCACUGUUUUUUUCCUGUACGAUAAAAUUACUGAAUAAAUGCGUUCCAUUUUA